AUGGAUGAUGCCGAUGUGGCUGAGACGACAAGGCUGUUGCCGCCGGAGUCCGUCACCGAAAGCCCGCCGGAGGAAACGUACGGGGUCUUCUUACGAAGACAUUCUUCUUCUUGCCUUCCCUCUUAUUAUGACAACGAGCCCGUAUUGGACGGGCCAGACGAGCCAAGGUCGGCGCUGACGAUCUGGACCAUCGUUCCUGUAUCGCUACUUGGCGUCUUUGUCGCCAAUCUCGAUGGAUCUCUUGUGGUGGCCUCGAGCCAACAAAUAGCAUCCGAGUUCCAUUCUCUGUCUCAGGCAUCAUGGCUGAUUACCUCGUUCGUCCUUGCACAAUGUGCCAGCCAGCCAUUGUACGGAAAACUGAGUGAUAUCUUUGGCCGCCGAAGUAACCUCACUGCCGCGUACGUUUUCUUUGCAACAGGAUGCUUCCUCUGCGGCAUCAGCAGAGCCUACUGGCAAGUCCUGGCCGGUCGAGCUAUAUCGGGCAUCGGAGGAGCCGGGAUGGCAGCACUGGUAUCCAUCAUCAUUGCUGAUGUGGUGCCAGUCCGAGAAAUAGCGAGCUGGAGAAGCUAUGUCAAUGUCGCUGCGACCGUGGGAAGAGCUCUCGGCGGCCCCGUGGGUGGCUGGCUUUGUGAUAUGGUAGGUUGGAGGUGGUGUUUUUAUGGACAGGUACCUCCGACGCUGCUCGGUCUCAUCCUCAUUCUGUGGAGGCUGCCAAACAGACCGUCUAAAGAGCAAACCCUGGAAGAAGAUGGGUCCCUCUUACAAAAAGUGACAAGGGUGGACAUGGUUGGUGCUUUCGUGCUCGCCGUGGCAAUCAGCAUCUUCCUGCUCACUCUGCACUUUGCGAACGAAAACGUAUCCCUAGUCAAUAUCCUCGUCUUGGUCGUGCUGGGUAUCAUUUCGGCCUUCCUGUUCUACCUCAUCGAGCGCCGGUGGGCCAAAGAACCGAUAUUGCCUAUUGAACUCGUCACGAAACGAGCUGCUCUGUCGUCCUACAUUCUGGCGGGCUUUCAAUUGGCGGCGCAAUUCAGUCUUUUUUACUCAACGCCGCUCUAUUUCCAGAUUGUGUCUGGCUCCAGUGUCGGCGACUCCGGCCUUCGACUUGUUCCUGCCGUUGCGGGGAAUGCCAUAGCAGGCCUCUUGUCAGGAUACGUUAUCUCCCAGACAGGCAGAUAUAAACUUCUGACGAUCCUGUCAAAUCUCGCCGGAUGUGUGGGUUAUGUUUUGGUUCUCCUGCGCUGGCGUGGGAACACCAAUUGGGCUGAGACGCUGUAUAUAUCGUUUGGUGGUUUUGCCUCAGGAGCAAAUCAGUCUACGACCUUCAUUCAUCUUGCGGCUAGUUUAGAUCCGAGUGAGAUUGCAAUUGCUGGUACAACACUUUAUCUGUCUCAAAGUCUGUUCCUCCUUGUUGGGAUCCAGCUUGCCACUGCCGUGUUGCGCGCACGACUAAGGAUCAAUCUCAACACCUCAUUGAAAGGUAUCAAGCAUCAAGCAAAGAUUAUCGAGUCGGCCAUCUCGAGCGUUGGAUCUGUCAGGAAACUUCCGCCACACGUUAGAGAAAUUGUGAUUCAGGCAUACGUUGACGGACUCAGCGGAACCUUCUGUAUAUCUGUAAUAUUUUCCGUCUUGGGUCUGGUGGUUGGAUUAUCACUCCAAGAACGCAGACUAUGA
Rhinocladiella mackenziei CBS 650.93 is the source of this 1671-nucleotide messenger RNA. RefSeq lists its product as uncharacterized. Gene Ontology annotation, molecular function: basic amino acid transmembrane transporter activity. Gene Ontology annotation, cellular component: fungal-type vacuole membrane. Bases 1 to 1671 code for a protein of 556 amino acids. Lineage: Eukaryota; Fungi; Ascomycota; Eurotiomycetes; Chaetothyriales; Herpotrichiellaceae. The record is from RefSeq and is a predicted model, not a curated record. The transcript has 7 exons. Gene Ontology annotation, biological process: basic amino acid transport; transmembrane transport.